GUGGCGGGCGCAGCUGCCCUCUUAGGAAGGCCCGGGCCGGGUCCAACCGGGCGAGCUCUCAGCGUCUCCUCGGCGCUGAGUCCCUCCGCUUUGCUGGGAAGCGGAGCGGCGGCUCCGGUGGGCUGGCCUCCGGGGCGGAGGAAGAGGGGAGGAAGGGAGCCGCGGCCUGACGGCUGUAGGGGAAGUGGGGAGGGAGGCCCAGCCACCCAGUGGGUGCUGCUCCUGGGAAUGGAGGAAAGCAAAAAUUUCGAGAGUUGUGGGGUGGGUUUAUGACUUUAUUUUUUCUUUAUAGGAAAUGUGUGGGGAGUUUUUGUGCCGUGAACGUUUACCGGGGAUUGAAGGGGCAGCAGCUCGAGCACUGCCUGCCUAAAGCAGUUAAAGCGGAAACGGUGAUCUCAUACCUCUUUCCCAGGGAUUGGGAAAGCAGAUUUGUGGUUAAUGUGCAAAUAUCUUCUAGGGAUUCUGAGUUUGUGCUGCUCAUGGCACUGAAGACUAAGUAGGUCUGCAUUAUACAGCCCUGUUGUGGCUGCUUCAGGAUGAGAAGCAGCAGCCCUGGAAAACUGCUUGGAAUCAUAGAAUCAUAGGGUUUGGGUUGGAAGGGACCUUAAAGAUCAUCUUGCUCCAACCCUUGCCGUGUACAGGGAUCCCUUCCACUAGACCAAGUUGCUCCAAGACCCAUUCACCCUUGCCUUGAGACACUUCCAGGGAUGGGGCAGCCACAGCUUCUCUGGGCAACCUGUGCCAAGGCCUCACCAUUCUCACAGGGAAGAAUUUUUUCCCAAUGCCCAGUCUAACCGUGCCGUGUGUCAGGCUGUUUAUGCUGAGUGAUUUGGCGCAAGGGGAUGUAUGAAUUGAAACCAGUUCUGCUGUGGAGCAACAGAGUUAAUGGUGUCCUUUGUAUCCCUAGCAGACAGAAGAGUAACUGGAUCUCACACACUAUUUUCCGGAUUGUAGAUGUAAUCAUCAGAUUAUUAUUGUGUGUUUACUAGAUUGCUUUAUGGGAGUGAGGAUUCCAUAAUUUCUUCUGGUGAAGUGUUAAAAACAUUUAACUUCCCUAAGUGCACACUCAUUUGAGGUGUUCUGUAAUUCUGGGAAGAUAUUUGUGCUGUGAGUAUCCCUGGAACACAGCAGUUGCAUAAUGGAGCACAGAGCGCAGUGUCUGCUGGAAUCAGAAAUCCACUGUAUUUUCCACAGCAUUGUAAACAGGCAGGAAAGAAGGGUAAUGCUGUAACACAAGUGUUCACUCUUACAUGAUUUUUUUUGGUAGUAGUAUUCUGCAAUGGAACAGGUUCUCACUGAAGUUAUGCCCCAUCCCUGGAAGUGUCCGGGGAUAGGCUGGACAGGGCUUGGAGCAACCUGGUCUAGUGAACAGUUGUCCUGUCCAUGAUUUGGAUGGAACAAGAUGAUCUUUAAGGUCUCACAGUCUAUCCCAUUCCAUGAUUCUGUGAUUCUAUUUAGUACCAGAACAGAUAGGUAAUGUCAUAAAUCCAUCAGUGAGUGUAAGAAUGGUUGUUGAGGAUUCCCAUUACCCCUGUAAGCUGCUGUAGGAGUUGCUUGAAAACACGGUCAGCUCACAGCCAGUGAAACAGGUUCUUGUGAUAUUUCACAUUGAUGUUGGCUUCAUUCCGUGUUAUUUUGUCAGAGUACCUGAACUGAAAUUCUACGUGUGUAUGUCUGCCUCUGGGCUUCAGGGCACAGUGGGGAUGAGAAGGAAGACUGGAGUGUAAUGAAUUGAGGGAGAAUGGGGAGCACAUGCAGACCUAUGCAGCAGUAUAAUUUGGGAAGAACAUGCUUAGCUGAAAGGCAGUGUUGUGUGAAUAUGGCCACUCUGUAGCUCCGACACCGUGGGGACACAUCAGGGGGUCUGACCCUGGGGAAUGGCAGCAUGCAGGGAUGGGGGCAGCAGGCACAGGACAGGUCCUUGGGCUGGGAGCAGCCUCGGGGCAGCUGGAGGCAGGGCAGGGAGCUGAGGGAGGCAGGACCACAGGGAGGGAUGGGAGUGUGAGCUGCCUGUGCCUGGACAUCCACUGUGGAGCCAUGUGCCUGGUCCUCCAUAGCAAACCAUUGGGAUCUGAGGCAUGGCAACCCUCUGCUGUUGAUACAGGACUGGUAAAGGUCUGGUGUCCCCCAGUCAUUUUUCAGUCUGGGAAAUUGUAUAUAGUUCUGGCACAGGUUAAGCACACACUCACCAGAGAGCUGCAGCUGCUUGCUGAGCCACCCAGAGGUUGGAUUUCUCUUCAUGGGCAGUACCUGCCCGUUGCAGCAGCUUCUCAGCCUCGAGAGCUCUGAGUUACUCCAGGAUGGUUUUCCGAGGCUGUUGUAUACUGUCUUCCAGUGCCCAGGAGAUGGCACUCCUGCAUUUGGACAGUGUGCAGCUGUUCCCCAGAUGCACCAGAGGUUGCCUGAAGAGGAAAAUCCCAUCGUGGGCUGGCUGUUUGGCUCUGCUGGGGAGGGAAGUGGCCACAUUUUCAGGGUCUGGUGAUUUGUCCUGUUCUGGGAGAUACCAAAGCUGGGGUGGUGAUCUGUGAGAACAGUCUCUGCUCAGCAGGCAGGCGUUCCUGGGUGCGUAUUGAUGGCGCAAACUCCAGCAACAGGUUGUUACUGUUAAGUAGUUAUCACCAUAGAGGACCUGGAGAUGCGAGGUUCAUGCAGCUGCAGCUCCUCCAGGUGUGAAGACUUUAAUUACAGCCAGAUGAAAGCAUCUGGCAUGAGGCAUCUACAAACUGGAUUAGGGUUCCACUGAGUGCAGCUGUCUGUGUUGGGUUUACCCCACCCAUUUAUACUGUACAUCCAUCGGAGGUAUCUAAGAUCUGUGCCUGGGUGUUUUCCAGGCACAUGUGCUUCUUUCAGGAUGUGGGGCUGGGAAAGAAGUUACCAGGAACUAGAGAGAAAAGAAGUGGUUUAGGUCUGAAAUGAUAUGUGCUGUGUCCCUCUGUGGCUCAAGCCAGUGAGCAGAUGCUCAUGACACAGGUCUGGUUGGGAUGGCACAUUCCACAUCCUGUAUUUAUCCAGGAUCCACUGUCAUGGAGCAGGAGGUUGAUGCAUCAAGCCCUGCCUGCCUGCCUCUCUCAGGAAACCUCAGAGGUGAAGGUUUGGAUUUAGACUGGAUAUUAGGAAAAAAUUCUUUCCUGUGAGAGUGGUGAGGUCUCAACACAAGUUCUCCAGAAAAUCUGUGGCUGCCUCAUCCCUGGAAGUAUUCCAGGCCAGGUUGUUCUUGUGGAAGGUGUCCCUGGUCUAGUGGAAGGGGAAUGGAAUGAGGUGAGUUUUAAAGUCUGUUCCAACCCAAAUGAUUCUAGGAUUUGAUAAUUCUUUGAUUUUAAGGACUGUGUGACCACAAGGUGUGUAAAUCCCACCAUACCCAAGCUCAUAGCUGUUCUCUGUCACAUUUGUUGUUUGUUUCCCCUCUUCUGCUGGGUCACAGCUUGGAGUAGGUUUUCCUGGGGCUGUUUCUCAGCUCAGUACUUGGCUCAGUGCCUUGGCCUGUGUUGUGCUGAGCUGAGUGCCCGUUGCUAUAAUUUUACCUGUUUGUGUCCCUUGAUCUGUAUUUGUUCCCUUGAAAGUGCAGGGAGAUCCAUUAAAGCAGAGGCACUGGGUAAAUACCGCCUGCUCCUCACUCCACCAGCACCCGGGAUCAGCGAUUAACUCUGGGUAAACAGAGCCGACUGCCAGUCAGCCCUUGGCCACAGCAAGGAGGGUCAGGGGACCCAAAGUGCUCCUCCCCAGGUGUGUGGGGGAUGUAAAGGCUGGAGUUGGAUGUAAAAGCUGGACACUGCUGGAGCAGGACACUGGCAUGGAACUGAACCUCUGGUGCCUGGUGGCCAUUGGACGCAUCCUGCUGAUGGUGUGCCAUGGGCGGGAUCAGUCACCAGCAGUAUAAAUAGAGCUGGCAGCGAAUCUGCCCUGGGGAAUAACUGCUGAACCCUGGAGCGAGGAACAGACAGCGUGGGCUGGGUGGAGGAGGUGCCUAGGAGGAGGCGUGAUGCCAGUAUCCUGUACUGGGGAGCCCAACAGCAUGUGCUCGAUGCCAAUGCAGUGCCUGUAGGGCUUCAGCUCAACCGGGACGUGGAUCACAGUGCUGGAUCAGAUCCAUAAGAGCUUCCCAGUGGGCGGCAGGAAUGGCAGGAGCUCAGGUGGGACUACCAGGACCUUUCUUGGAGCCUCCAGUUGGGCCUUGCCCCAUCUCCGACUCUGACUCUGAGACGGAGGAUCCCAGAGCUGUGGGUGGCACAAGACCCAACGCUGCAGCACAGAACUCCUCCCAGGUCAUUCACAGUGGCCAUUUCAUGGUGUCAUGCCCGCACAACGACUCACUGCCCCGGCGACGGCACCACCGUACUGAGCCCGAACCAGCUGAUCCCCGGAGUAUCGAUCCGACCCUUACCUGGCUCUUUGAGUGCAUGAGCCUGGAGUACAGUGGGAAGCUAGUAUCUCCAAAGUGGAAGAAUUUCAAGGGGCUGCGACUGCUUUGCUGGGAUAAAAUUCGACUCAACAACGUGAUCUGGAGAGCAUGGUACAUCCAGUAUGUGGAGCGGAGGAAAAACCCUGUGUGCAGCUUCAUCACCCCUCUGGAGGGCAUGGAGGCUGAUGAGCACCGAAAACCAGAGGCUGUUGUGCUGGAGGGCAACUACUGGAAACGCCGCAUUGAGGUGGUGAUGAGGGAGUACCACAAAUGGAGGAUCUACUAUAAGAAGCGGCUCCGAAAGUCCACACGAGAGGGAGAGAUCUGCAGUCCAAAGCAGGACGAGGAUGUCUGGAGGCCAACAGAGAAAUGGUGCAACCAGCUCUUCUGCAAUGUAGUGCCUAUGCUGCUUGGGGAUGAGGAGGAGGAGUGUGGGAGCAGGCAGCAUUUCGAUUUGGACACCUUCCUUUCGGACAUAUCUGAUACCCUCUUCACCAUGACACAGAUGCCCAGCACCCACCAGGCACUCCCCGAGGAUGGGGUGUAUGUUGGGAAUGCUGACAUGAUACAGCCGGAUUUGGCACCCCUGCAGCCCAGCCUGGAUGACAUGGACAUAUCAGAAAUCUUCACCAGCCACCGGCCACCCCUGUCUCAGACACAACCGGGCUACCAGGAUCCAUCCUGCUUCUCGCCUAUGGCUGAGCCCCUGUUCAGCAGCGGGGAGUCCCUGAUGGGUGCUCGGAGUCUGCCUGUGAGUCCCGAGGCCCCAGUCCUACCUGGCACCCUCCUCCAGCCCAGUGAUGCCUCCCAGCUCAGUCUCCACAGCACCUUCCCGGGCUCUGAGCUGCCCCCGGCCCCCCUGCCCCCUGAACACCCCGACGUGGCACCCAGCAGCCUCAGCCCCCAGCUCCGACACAAGCCCACACUGCAGUACGACUUCCCUGGCAAGUGCCUCAGCCUGGAGCCACCAACACCCCACUAUGUCCCCCCCAUCCCAUCCCCCCAGGCACCACUGCUGAGCCUGGAACCCUCCUCCUCCCCUGCCUCAACCCCCCGCUCUAAGUUCCCCUACAGCAGUUCACCUGACCCCUCACUUGUCACCCACGCUACCUCCCCUCCCUCGAGCCCUUGUUUUUCCCCCUGCAUCCCAGGGCUGGGCUAUGCCACAGGCAUGGGGCCGCAGGGAUACCCCGGCCCUGCUGUCUCCCAGCUCCUGCCCCAAGCCCUGCUGGGCAACCCCAGGUUUGCCCCCCCCAAGGGGCUGCCCCAGGGUGGAGGUGGGUGGCCCAGGGCAAAGUCCAGCGGCACCAAGGCAAGGAGGCUGCCAGGACAUCCCCUGUCCCACCUGCCUGAGCCCAACCCCUGCCUGAGCCAGCUCCUGACCACAGCCAAGCAGGACCUGGUGCUGGAUACCCCUUGCCUGAUGGGUGCAGGACUCAUGCCCACAGCCCCUGUCUCACCGCAGCAGAGCACUGUCCCCAAAGUCCCUGCCACCUUCCUCUCCAGAAUGGCCCAGAUGAGCCCAGGACUGGCUCCUGGCUCCAGCCCUUCCCAAGUGUUGCUGCACACAGUGGGCAUGCAGCCGAGCCCCCUACAAGUCCCCAAGGCAGAGCAGCUGUCCCCCACCUUGACUUGCGGCAGUGACUGGCCCAAGCCCAGCCAGGCUUCCCCAGGACCCACUGCAAAGCUGGGCACUAGCAUCUCCCUGCACCAGCCUGUGUCCCGUCUGGGAAGGCCUGAGUCCAGCAAGCUGGAGAGCCGCCGCAUCACACACAUCUCCGCUGAGCAGAAGAGACGCUUCAACAUCAAGCUUGGCUUCACCACGCUCCACAGCUUGGUGAGCACACUGAGUGCUCAGCCCAGCAUCAAGAUCAGCAAGGCCACCACCCUGCAGAAGACAGCCGAAUAUAUCUGCAAGCUGCAGCAGGAGCGGGCAGCUCUGCAGGAUGAGGCACAGCGUCUGCGGGACCAGAUUGAGGAGCUCAACGGCUCCAUCAACCUGUGCCAGGAGCAGCUGCCGGCCACAGGGGUGCCCAUCACACGCCAGCGCUUUGACCACAUGCGCAAAAUGUUUGACGAGUAUGUUCGCUCCUCCACACUGCAGAACUGGAAGUUCUGGAUCUUCAGUAUCAUCAUCCGGCCUCUCUUCGAGUCUUUCAAUGGCAUGGUGUCCACAGCCAGCAUGGAGAGCCUCACCCAAACAUCCCUUGCCUGGCUGGACCAGCACUGCUCCCUCCCGGCGCUUCGGCCAACCGUCCUGAGCUCUCUGCGGCAGCUGAGCAUCUCCACCUCCAUCCUCAGUGACCCGGCCCGUGUCCCCGAGCAGGCGGCACGGGCAGUGGCGGCGUUGGGACGCCCCAGCGCCUCCUCCUCCUCCUGACUGGUCCGGGUUUUCCGGGAUGUCCCACGGGCACCGGCGUGGGGAGCCGAGACUGCGCGAGGGCUGUCCCGCCCCGACCCCCUGCAAUAAAGGACUUGCUGUGCCACGGACCCCGCGUAGUUCUUCAGCUCCGGGGCCGCUUUGGGCACGGCCGGGAAGGCCGGAGGGGGACCGGGACUUGAGAGGGGCAGGGGCUGAGAAUAGGAGCUAGACGGGCGUCGGGGGUGUCGGUGGCUGAAUGGGGGACGGCUGAGGGGCGGAUGCAGUAUCGCCGCCAGGGGCCGCCCUGCGCGGAUCACCGGGGCCGCGUAUGCGCACACGG
Molecule: messenger RNA, 7101 nt
Organism: Poecile atricapillus (Black-capped chickadee)
Lineage: Eukaryota; Metazoa; Chordata; Aves; Passeriformes; Paridae
Gene: MLXIPL
Product: MLX interacting protein like
Exons: 18
Coding region: 4116-6779 (887 amino acids)
Biological process (GO): regulation of transcription by RNA polymerase II
Cellular component (GO): nucleus
Molecular function (GO): RNA polymerase II cis-regulatory region sequence-specific DNA binding; protein dimerization activity; DNA-binding transcription factor activity, RNA polymerase II-specific
Source: RefSeq, a predicted model, not a curated record